CUUUACUUUAUAUAUCUAAACCAACCGAAAUGGUGAUAAUGUUGAUGUAAAUUGUCGUAGAAUGUAGGCGGGUUGAUUACUACUGCUUUUUCAGAAAUAGCUGUAAAUUCCUAAUCAUUUUUAUGCAUACUUAAGAAAUUUUCGAGUUUCGAAGAUUUCAUCUGUACACGAGAAUUAGUGUACACGAGAAUUAUCUGCACACGUUCACAGCAAUCUAGUGCUGCGAGACUAGGAAGUAUGGCUGAUCUAUUUAUACUAAUUUAAGUGUCCUAUUCAACGUGUGAACAAGACUAAUUAGCCAUACUAGCUUGUUAAAGCCUAAGCUAACCUUGUCAUUGCUUGAUUAUUUUUGAUUGUGAAAUUGUUCAACCUCCAUUCAUGAGUAAUUGAAUCAAGUUACCUGGAGCGCGAGUUUCGAUCUGCAGCUAAAUUUUAGCUCAAGCUUUCCUCGAUAGUUUGACCUUUUCAAAUAUUCUGAAACAUUCCAUUAUUUGCUGGAAUGACUUACGCAUUUCGUCUUGGUUUUUCUUAUCAACUUUUUAUUAAUGCCAUUUCCGACCGGUCGUCUGUCGGGAGCGAGUGUGUACGAUUUUUCUUGUCACCCAAAGUUCCGUCCUGUCUUCUAAUAGCUUCCUCAUUUUUGACUAUAUGAGCAGAGAAUCCCUCAGGGAGAUUCUCUGAUGAGGAAUUUGCCUAUCAGAGUUUCAUAGGGAAUUCGCGCUCCCUGGGGCAGUCCCUAGCGAUCCAGCUUUAUUCACGAGUACAUUGCCAUUCUGUCAGCAUCUCUAGUUAAUAGUAUAGAAACAUAGCGUUUUUUAGUAACUUAGCUGUAGAAGGAGGUACGUUAAUGCCCUUUUGAAUUAGAGAGCUCAUUGAUUAGACAUGCCUCUAAACAUAUGAGCAUCUGCACGCGACUACGUUCUCUUAACAUCAACUAUAUAAUGAACUUCUCUGCUCUCUCGGAUUUACGGUCGAUUGUUAACACGAAUAUACAGAUGAUGAAUUGAGAUGUUGUUGAUUUAUUAGCUGAUAAUCGGACAUUCGUGUAGUCUUACUCCUUUCAUAUACUGGUUACAUUUCCUGUUUGGCAAGGUAAUUACAAAAUUGCUCAUAUCCCGAGAUGUGUAUGUGCUCCUAAAGAGUUACUAUGCAGAAUUAGUAGAAUGGAAACACGUCAAUUAGAUAGUUUAGAAUUAGUACGGGAAUGUAUAUCCGAGUACCAGCAACAGACAUUCACACAUUUUGUCACGUACAACAGAAGUCCGAUGUUCGGCAAAGAAGACUUCAUCCCUGACGUGAGCAAAGGCCGUCUGCAUUACUGGUCACACUGCGGCAAGAUGGGCGUGCCUAUCCACUAUGACGGCGUGCCUUUCGUGCACGUGGGACGCUGGUCGCUCGUGUGUCAUCAAGGCCGCGACACCGGCAUCAGCAGGAAGAUCAAAUAUUUCGAGGAAAAGCUUAGGAAGUCUGAGACUAGCGUCUCUGUUCAGACACUACGUAAAUCAUCGACAAAAAAAGUUGACUGCCCCGCACAAAUUUACGUAUCACAUAUUAUUAAAUACCCUCAAUUCAGAGUCCCAGAAAAGUUAUUAGAGACAAACUCAUUGCCAACAGAGCAAAUAAGGCGUGUCACGAAACGCAAGAUUCGACAGCGAUAUAUAUGCAACAGGUCAAGUAUAGUGCGGUUGCAUCGCUACUAUAUCAGUUUACCGGCACCUGACGACCACCAGGGCCAUCCUUUGGUAUCCAGAGUGCCCAGCGAUGGCUCUCAAACCCCAAGAAAAAUUGUGUCUAACCCGUCCACUCUGGAUCGACGAAACGUGAACAAGAACAGAGAUAAGCACCGACGAACCAGAGAACCUAUCGACGAACGAGUGGCUCAGAAGCUACUUGAAUUAGUAAACUCAGGGUACAGUUCGACUGCCAUAAUCAGGACGGAGCUCAAUAAAUAUGUCAUCAAAGAGUUAUUUGCCGGCGAGCAGCCCCCGCCCGCGAUGUUCCGGCGAUACAACCCUACAAGCAGAGAUAUUCUCAAUGCUUUGCACCGCGUUAAGAUGGAAAGAGCCAAGGCAAGGCGUUCUGUUUUGCAUUCCAUGUGCGAGGCUUCGAUUGCUUCUAUAAAAGAGUCUGUGUCUUCCCUGCAUAACGAGGACGAGCUGGCUAGAGCCUGCCAACAGCUACAAGACUUGGCUGAGCAGCUGAGAAAUAACAUGGCAGGGUCGGUCAGUAUUCACCAGGUGUCAUGUGACGAGACCUUAAACCCGUACACUUUAGUGACCGUCAUCGAAGAGAAGCAAGACAUCGAAGAAAAGGGAGUCCACAAAGAGAAGGAAGUCUUUGUCAGUGAUGCGAUUGAAAGGUUAACACAAAAGGAAGACAUUGAAUUUUUAUCGUGAGUUCAUGAACGCUAUGUUAUUAUUGAAGAUGAAUAAAUAUAGUUUUAUAACAAUUCUGCUCAAAGUAACUGGUACUGCAUGUCGUUUCAUUAAAUUUAUUAAAAACAUAUUGAUAGAUUCAUAAACUUUUAUAUCUUUCAUUGCAGUAUCACAUUCGAGGAGAACAGACUUCAAUACUAACGGCUGCGUAAUAAUUUAUUAGAAUUAACUCCAUUACAUUUACGGAUCAUCUUCGCCACGAUCAUCUUCUUCGAUUUCUGGCAUCGAAAAACGCAAAACCGCCGCGACGCCAGUUAUCUGAUCCAAUUCUGCACAAAUUUUCAAUGUUAAUAAUAAGAAUGUUAAUGCUAUCGACUUACUCCUAUCAUCUCGUGAACAAAUGUCUAUAACACCUAUUCAUAUGCAGAUUUGUAUAUAUUAAUCAAUGCAUAUUUUAUAAUUUCUCACGUUCUCCGGUGACGUGUAGAGAGGAAAAUAUCUUGACAUCUCCCCCGUUGUUUUUAACUUGCUCGACAAGGGCGAUGUAUCGGCGGCGCUCAGCGUUGUCAACAGACCUGAAAUUAUAGAAUAAACGAGCCAUUGCCUUCACUAUUCAUUGUUUACUAUUCGGAAAAUGAUCCUCUACAAUACGAAGAAGAGGGUUUUGUUUUUGCAAGACGACGAAGAGAGCAAAAAGACCCUCGCUAAACAAUUCCCGUCCUCAAGCCAGAGGAAUUAAUUAUAAAUAAAACACGUAGUUUAUGUUUUGGAACGUAGCAAUACCAAAAAAUUCAUUGUUCAUGCACGUGUUGGUUGGUACGUAUAUGAUCAAACGCCCUUACUGCUUUUUCUCUGUCACUUUUUUAUUAUUAUUUUUUUU
This is a messenger RNA of Hyalella azteca, 3255 nucleotides long. Its product is annotated as calcium-responsive transcription factor-like. The coding region runs from base 1164 to 2396 and encodes 410 amino acids. The record is from RefSeq and is a predicted model, not a curated record. The transcript has 2 exons. Lineage: Eukaryota; Metazoa; Arthropoda; Malacostraca; Amphipoda; Hyalellidae. Gene Ontology annotation, molecular function: DNA-binding transcription factor activity.